CUGCCCUGCGCCGCAGACGGAGCCGGGGGAGGCGGAGCCGCAGCCGCUGUAUCGGGACUGAAGUGGAAAUUUCCCGCAGCGCCAGCCCCAAUCGCAGGUUUCGCCCCUCAGAGUCACAAGUCGUCGCAGGACCUCAUCGCUGCCCGCUAUGGCCAACUACAUUCACGUCCCGCCAGGCUCGCCCGAGGUGCCCAAGCUGGACAUCGCCCUGAGCGACGUGGAUGGGCCCGGCUGCCGCGACGGAGCCCUGCAGCUGCUGCGUCGUCUGCGGCCCCACUGGAGCCCCGAGGAGGUGACGCUGCAGCUGUUCACAGAUGGAAUCACCAACAAGCUUAUUGGUUGCUAUGUGAGUGAUGCAAUGGAUGAUGUGGUUUUAGUUAGAAUCUAUGGAAACAAGACCGAGCUGUUAGUAGAUCGAGAUGAGGAAGUGAAAAGUUUCCGGGUGUUGCAGGCCCAUGGCUGUGCGCCACAACUCUACUGUACUUUCAGUAAUGGUCUAUGCUACAAGUUCAUGCAGGGAGAAGCACUGGAUCCAGAGCACGUCUGCAACCCAGAUAUAUUCAGACUCAUAGCCAGGCAGCUUGCUAAAAUCCAUGCUAUUCAUGCACACAAUGGAUGGAUCCCCAAAUCUAACUUGUGGCUGAAGAUGGGGAAAUAUUUCUCACUCAUACCUACAGAAUUUACAGAUGAGGAAGUAAAUAAACGGUUCUUAAGUGAUGUUCCAAGUCCUCAGAUCCUUCAAGAGGAGAUGGCCUGGAUGAAGGAGAGACUGUCAAAUCUAGGAUCCCCAGUGGUGCUUUGCCACAAUGACCUGUUGUGUAAGAAUAUUAUCUACAACGAGAAACAAGGUGAUGUACAGUUCAUUGACUAUGAGUACUCUGGAUACAACUACCUGGCUUAUGAUAUUGGAAAUCAUUUCAAUGAGUUUGCAGGAGUGAGUGAGGUAAACUACAGCCUUUAUCCAGAUAGAGAAUUACAAGAGCAGUGGCUGAGAUCUUACCUUGAGGCAUACAAGGAAUAUAAAGGUUUCGGUACAGAUGUUACUGAAAAAGAGGUAGAAGUCCUAUAUGUGCAAGUCAAUCAAUUUGCACUGGCCUCUCAUUUCUUUUGGGGAUUGUGGGCUCUGAUUCAAGCCAAAUAUUCCACCAUUGAUUUUGAUUUUCUAGGGUACGCAAUUGUUCGUUUUAACCAGUAUUUCAAAAUGAAGCCAGAGGUCACAGCAUUAAAGCUUCCCGAGUAAUGAAGAACUUCAGUUAUCCUCAAGUGGAUAAGCGAUCCUUAGAAUCCUUUCUGAGAACAGAUACCGAAAAAGCUAAACAUUUUGUUUAAGUUCUGUAAUGUUCACUUGGUUGUUUUGCUUUACAAAUGAUGCCUCUAAACAAGUCUUAAUGUUAAAUCUAAUAAGAGCAUACCUACUGUUGAUAUAGAAUGGAUUAGAAAUUUGCUAAAUCUAUAAGACUGUAGAGAUGGCAAUUUAAUCCUUACCUAAGUAAUUUAACAUAUGUUGUAUGUGAUUUAUUUAUUAUGAGUUUAACAUGAUUCCAUUGUUGCUUUCAUCAAUUUCUAUAAAGGUUGAGUUCAGGCAGUGAAACUGUUCUAAAGGAUUUGUUUUUUCACAACUUAUUUUAUUAAAAUGACGUUAACUUAUAUAAAGACUGUACAUGGUCAGUAGAGAAUCUUAAUCUUUAACUGUAUGCAAAAAAAGUAAAUGAGCAGUGGUAAUUUACUGUUGAAAUGCCAAUCACUGGUACCAAGUAAUUGAGGGAAGGAAGCUGAGGAUAAAAGCAGUUUUCCACAUCACAGUACUUUACAUUUUAUAGCAAGGCCUAUAUACUUAUUAGGGUUAAAUAUCAGCAAUUUGACUUUCCUUCUGCUACUGUUACGUAGUAGAAAUCUGAAGGCUUUAUCGCCACCUGAUUAUUUAGGAACGUGCAUAGUAUCUGACAGGAAAUGUACCAACCUUAACUUGUAUGGGGGAGUUUCUUGUUUGUUACAUUUUUCCAUUUAUUUUAAAGACCACUAUUCUAAAAUCUCAAGAAAUUCCUUAUGGAAGGGAAUAAAUCUUCAAUUUUUUUAACUCUUCUGUGUUUUGAACUAUAUAUAUUACUGCAGCAGGAUAGACUCUUGAGUUUAAAACAGUGAACAUGAAAUCCUGUUGCUCUUGGGAGCAAAACAGUACCACUUCAGUUAAAGGAUACAUUAAUUUUAAACCUUUUUCCUUCCUUCCUCAUCUUUCCAGCUUGGAUUCUUGUCUUUAAAUACUUAGGUCCAGUAGUUAUAGAUUCUGUUACAUUUUCUGGCUUUCUUGCUGUACUAAUGACAAAAAUAUUAGUCUUCAAAGUUCAAAGGAUGUUCUUGAAAUGUAUGAGGUUUGAACAGUGGGGCUUUGAUCAUCCUCAAUGUUUUUUAAAAAGCUAUUAUACCAAGAGUGGUUUGAAGUACAAAAUGUGAAUGGAAAAGAAAAUGUUUACUUUGUGACUGUAUGUUGAGAGAGAGGAUGAUGCUUUAAAUUUUGGAAAUUGCUGUGUCGUUGAGCAGUCAAUCAAUUCUGAUUGUUACUCUGAAAAAACUUGCACUUUGGUCACUGAAGUGCCCACACGUACAAAGUCUGCGUGUAUGCACGUACAGGAUGUGCAAACACACACUCACCUUAGGAGUAGAUUUUAUGGGGAGCCAAUUGCAGACUUGGCAAGAAUAUUUAUUCAAAAUUGCUUUAUAGCAUAUUGUAAAAUGCAAGUGGACUUUACAAAAGCAUAGCUUGUUUCAGAAUGCUUAAAGCAAUGACAUGGUUGAAAAACUUUCACCAUAUACACCAUUUUAAAUAGUGUUCUGUUAUUUUACAAAAGCAAGUUUUAUUCCUUAAAACUAGUUGGCAUUCAUCACCUGGUGGUUCCAACUGUGGAUUUCUUACAAUCAAUCACAUUCUUAAAAUUUUAAUAUAAAUGGAUAAACUUUUCAUAAAAAAGGCUUGAAAGUGAGUCAGUCUUAUUUAGUACUUACUAAACUAGUUUGUUAAAUUGGACAGAUUCUUUUCAUAGUCUAAAUAAAACUGACUAACUGAAAUGGCAUUUCCUUCUGUAGCAUUAUCAAGGAUGUUGCUAGAGCUCAUGAAAGAGACAGACAGGGAACAGCUUUUUAAUCUUUGUACCUAAAAAGCUUUCUCUUUGCUAAGAGUAUUAUUAUUCUGCCACACUUACCCACAUUUAGUAGUAUCUUGGUCCAUAAGUUGUCCCUUUAAUUUCAGCAAGACAUCUCUUGGAGUAAGGUGCUAUAUAGUGUCAAUACCAGUGUUGGAUCCUGAAAAAAAUUAUUUCAAAAUAAAAACAACAAAAACCCCUUUCCUGAUAAAGUGACAACUUAAUUUCUGGUGGUGUUAACACAUACAUAUUUGAGAGUGAGCUUUCAAAAUUGUAUUUUUAACCUGGUAAAUUGGAACACUUACCACAUCCCCCUUUCUAACUAUCCCAAAGGGAACUGUUUUAAAAUAUAUACAGCAGUGUCUGUUUAUUCUGAAGUACAGUCCAGCUCUUAUUAGCCCUAAUUCUUUUCAAACUCUUUGGCUACUCAAGGGUGGUGUCCCAUACUCUCUGAUGAGAGAACCACAAGGUCCAAGGAAGCCCUGGUAGUUUGACCCAGAGAAAACAGCUGAAUGAGAGCUUCUUGAGUAAAGUACUGGCUGAAAGAGGCUUGUUCAUUCUGUGAGCAAAGAAACAGCUGUUUUUCGAUUCCUAUUGUGGGAAGCAGGACUUUACAAACAGGAUGGCAUCAAAGAAAUACCAGAUUACAUCAUCAAUCUCUCCUAUUGGAAACUGCCUGCUUGAACUUGAAAAUUGGCUAACCAUUCAGGUAAAAAGAGCGUGACACUGCAGAUCAUUCCUUCUGCAAGAGGGAGAGGGCAGACCUAGGGUGUCUCCUGUGCAGUUUACAAAUUCCAUUGCCUCCCUGCCCUAGUAGCUCUUCCUGUGCUGGUACUAUUUCAGUUUGGAAUUGUACUGUAAUUUUUUUAAGGAGAUGUUUGUUUAUAUAGUGCAGCUAACAAUCUCUGCAGAGGAAAAGAAAGUAAGCUUUUUGUGACUGGAUCUCAGCCUCAGUCAUGUUGAGCUGCUAAAUUCCACUGAACUCCUUUCACAGACCUCAAAAACACUUUGAGGCAAAGAUAUUAUAAAUACAGUAAUCUUUGAGCCAUUUUUAAGAAGCACGAGACUGAUCACAAAGUUAUAAUAGGAGACUUUGCAGUAUAGUAGAGACUUGCAUUUUCAUAUUGCACAUUUAAAAUCCAUUUUAGAAAAUAUGGCUGUGCAAUGGCUUCCAUUUAAGACUAGCAUAUGCGACAAACUUCAAAUUCCUAGAUCAGGUUGUUCAUGAGAGAUGUUAUUAGGAAGUAGUUACUUUUUCCAAAAUGAAAUGCCAGUCACCUGGAGUCUCACACCUCAACAGUUUUAUCCAUAACUACUCAGAAUUUCCUCUCCUUUAGAGGGUAUCCUGCAAACAUGUUCAAGUGGGAACUUGGGAUGGCAGGGUGCAAACUUGAGUUUGUCACUGCAGAUACCCUAACACCUAAACAUGGGUGAACUAUUGAAGCCUCAAAAUAGGAAACUCCCAUUUUGUUAAUUCAUUUCCUCAUUCUUAGUAAUUUGAGUCUAUUUAAAAAGAAGGAAAAUGUCUCCGAGCUCUAGAAACAUCCAUCGUGGCUUUGUGUUGCCAAGAAGAUACUCUGUUGCCUUUCUGUUAAGCUAAAGGCUAGAAUGCCAAAAUUAAUAACUUUUACUGUAUAGUUAAACCUAUAUUGUAAAUAUAAAGAAGGUUGUUAGCAAUGGCAUUCAUGCAUGUGCAGCAUCGGUCAAUAGCCCAUAGUGGCCUGGUUGCUUUUGUAAAGCAGAAUUGUGUGAAAUUUUUUUCUUCUGACACAUUUCUACAAUCAGACCGGGUUAAUCCAUGUCUGAUUUAAUAAGACACUUAAGCAUCAGAGCUUUUUAAAUAAUAACCAAUGUCAUGUAAUUUUAAACUCAUUCAUCUAGUGUUCUGCAUUUGAAAAAGAAAUUGUCAAACUGACUCACAUUAAGCGGGUCUGACUGGAUAUGUAUAUACAACAGUGUAAAUAAUCAUUUGUAAAUUAAUGUGAAUUGUACCGUAUCUUGCAUUUAUGGACUUGUGUAUUGCAUUGUACUCUCUCCUAUUUUGUAGAAAUUUUGAUGUAAAGAGAAAGAUCCAACUUUGUGUGUGCUGACUUUUUUGUUAAAUUGACCAUAUUCAAGGCAUCUGUGUUGUGUGAUAAUCACAUUCAUUACUUUUAAUGGCGCAUAUUUAUGUUUCAUGUUAAUAAGGUAUCCAUUAUAGUCUACUGCCGCCAUUGUCUUUCCAUGUUUUUUUAUGUUCCCUUGCUUUUGGGGAUAAAUGAAUAGUAAUACGCUUAGUUGUGGGGAAAAGCUAUUCUAGUAACAAGGCAAAUGAAAAAUGCUAAUUAGUGGUAAAUGUAUUGUCUUUCAACAUAGGGAAACUGUGUUAAAUCGGAUACUCACAUCUUAAACAUUGUCAUACAUCACGUGUCAUUGGCAGCCAAUAGUAUCUGCUGAACACACAUGGAAGUUUUAAGUACACUUCUUUAAAACGUAUUGUUGUUCCUGUGGUGAGAGAAGUUUAAGGGAACAUGUAGACAAAUUCCUAAAUUAGAAGUUUCCAGUGUACAUAAGCUGUGUAAUGAUAGGAGGAUUAAUUAGUGUUGUGCAACUGUGUAUGUAUAAUAAAAGGCCAAAUCAUUAAUAUACUUGUAUCAGUUUCCAGAAUGCUACAGUAGCUAAGGUACCAAUUAACUAGUAGCCCAUUCAUAUUUAUGGAAAUGUGUCCGCUGGGUACAUUCUUCCACCAAAUCCUUUCCAAGCCUAGAUGGAUAAAAUACAGGACUAGUACACAACUUUCUCUCUCAAUGUACAAGCAGCCUUUCCUGGACUUGUAGUUAAAUUAAACAGUUUAUUGAUGUCUUGCAUGCGAGUUGAACAAAAGCAAUAGUUUGAAGCAGACUUGGUACCACUUUUAAUAAAAUAAUCAGCUGUUGAUGCCAGUAUUUCAACUUUGAAGGGAAGUUAUGGCAACCUACAGGUAUCUUGGUUCCCUUUGAGUGCUUACUGUAAUCUAUUAACUGAAUUCCCUUGGACAGUAAUUCCUUUUUUCUUGAUGCAGUAUCCUUUCACUGUUUGCAAGCCAGAACUAGUCCCAUCAAACUUAGCCUUAUUCAAAUAAUUAAUGGCCAUUGUAUGCACCAUACAAAGAAAUAAAGACUUUAGUAUCAUAAUCAGUUUCUGGUUUAGGCAGUCCCCUGGAGAUUAGAGAAUUAACCUCAGAAGUGAAGUGUAAAGUUCUGUACACCAGCUUCUCCAAACAUCUUGUUAUAUACAAACUGCAAUCUGUCUUAUUUUUAAACUAAGUUCUUUAGCUAGCUACAGUGAAAACAGAAGAGCUUUGAGCCUCUUGCCACUGCUAUGUGUAAUAGAUUUGCUGGAAAACAUUGGUACAUAAAAUAUGGAAGGUAGGAGUAUUCAAAUAUUUUGGUUGUCAAGUUCACAAACACAUCUUGGUGCAAGUCUUCUAUCCUGUUUAUCAAAUAGAAAUAUACCAGACAGAAGACACACACACUUAAAAGGUAUAUAUGUUAAUAUUGUAUAGGAUCUUCAAUGUUGCUCUUUGAUGGUAAUUAGAUCCCAAAGACCUAAGUGUCAAAAGGUCAAUGUUGGAGGGGAAGGGAAUAAAUAUAGGAAAGAGGAAAUAAUCCAAUUGAAGCACGUGUUUAGACUUCUGUUUUUUGACCUUCUUAUACUUAGGCAGUUUAUUGAUUGGAUCAGCUUAUAAAGGAAAGGGAGUUCAUUUCAGCAUGAUGAAGUCUGGAUUUCUUUAAGAAGGUAGUUGGUGGUUAAGAGACGUUAAAGUAUACCCUUAUUUCCUUCCCACCAAAACAACUUAAAAAAAAAAAUAGACAUAGUCACGAAAUAAAACAGCAAUUUCCUGGUAAAACCUUCAUUUUUUGUACCAGUUGGAAUGUAAUUCCUUUUGUUGGGGAAGCUUGUUUUGAAGGCUGUCAGGAAGGUUGGCUGCAUCCUACCUGGCUGUGAAUUUGAGUUGGGUUCUUCAGUGGGUUUUAAUGUUUUGUAUUUUGAUUAAUGGGUUCUUAGAUGCUUUUUUGUUAAAGGCUCUUAAAAAUGUACCAAUUUAGUACUUGCAAAGUUAGCACCUAGUCCUAUGCCAUUCCUCAUACCAUGCAGGAUGUAAUUACAGUUGCUGAACAGUAAGAGUUGAAUCAUAUUUCCAGAGAUUCUAGUGCUGGUGGUGUGCAUUAUCAAAGUGAAUUUUUUUUAUACAUUUGCUACUGUGGAUUUGCUAGUUAUGAAGGAUUUGACAAAAGGCUGACCGUGUUCUUGUGCCAUAUAGGUGUUCCUUUUGCUAACUGCACAGCUAGAAUGAGGGAGGCUCUUCAAGGUGGUAGAACCGCACAAGUCCAGAGGGUACAUGACUGACUUUGUAGCCUAUAGACCUCUGGAAUGGAAAAGAAAAUGUGUAAAUUGCUUUCAAGUGCCAGUGGUGUGGUGCUGCUCUAGUGGUGUGAUGAGACUGGAAAUUCCAUUGUCUGACUUCAAGUGGCUUUACCAAAUGAGCUGUUUGUGUAGUUUUUCAGUUUCCUAGUUAGAGUAACAGAGGGAAUCUUCUAAAACUGUAUUGUAUUGUAUUUUUGUCUGUGCACAGUUGGCUAGUUUGCAUAAUAUGAAGUAUUUGGUUCUUUAAAAUGCUGAAUAGUCUAGAAGAUACUCUUACUUCAGAUGCUUUAAUAAUAGCUUCUUUCACUAUUAAGAGAAAAGUUGAUUGAAAAGAGUCCUGUAGUGUCAGAGGAAUGGUAUGAGCACAGGACUGAGAGCCGUGAAUACCACCUAAUUCAGGAAUUGAUACUGGUUCCCUUUGUGACCUUUGAAAGCUGUUUAGCUUUUCUGCCUUAGUGUCCUCAUCUUGUAAAAAUGGAGAAGAAUUUACAUCUCCCAUGGAUGGUGUAAGCAUUAACUUAAUGUUUGCAAAAUGAUAGGAGUUGUGGUUUCAUGUAAUGCCCCGACCAUUUUUGUUUAAAAAUCACUUAUCUUUAUAUGUAUAUACAUAUUUUUUUCACACAACUGGGGAGAAACGCACACAAAAUAAAAUGUGAAACUGACUUACAGGGGGUGAAAGUGUAAAUUACCAAACGCAAUAUUAUCAAAUGCACAAAAUAAACUGGAAAACAAAAAUUAUAAUUUUAGUUGUUUACUUCUGAUAGCUGUGAAAUCUUCAGUCAGAAGUGUGUGUUUUGUUGUUGUUGUUGCAAUGACCCUUCUUUCAUUUGUGUAUCUCAGAUACAGUCUGUGGUAGUGUAACGCAGUGUUGUACAUAAGAGCUUUGAUUAGUCUCAGCACUGUGAGAAUGUAUCAGUAUCUUAAACAAAUAUAACUUGAAGUAGAUUUGUUGGUUCACAAAUUUGUAUUAGCCAGCUAUCCAAAGCCCUGUAACACUUGCAAAGAUAGGACUAUGGGAUAAUAGGAAUACUUUCCAAUGUCAUUUCAUUGUGCCACAACAUUUUUUCAUUGUUUUCUCAUUUUUAGGUUUCUGUUAAGUCAUAAGUCCUGCGAAUAAAAUGCUCCCAAUCUUUAAAAAAAAAAACAAAAAAAAACCAAUUUUUUGUCAUGGAGUUAACAUAUGUUCUGUUCAUUCAUCAGUUUUCACUGGAGUGAACUGUUUCUUUUGAAUGAAACAUUGUUGGAGCUGUUUAUAAUAAAGGCCUUCUACCAUUGAUUAAUUGAAGGAAUGUAUCUUUCAAAGAUUUAUAUUGUGUAAAUAAUUUAAAACUGGUUGUAACAAUAAAGCUGGUUUCUAACUGCA
Messenger RNA from Chelonoidis abingdonii (Abingdon island giant tortoise), 8886 nucleotides. It is a transcript of the gene ETNK1, whose product is annotated as ethanolamine kinase 1. Gene Ontology annotation, molecular function: ethanolamine kinase activity. The record is from RefSeq and is a predicted model, not a curated record. Lineage: Eukaryota; Metazoa; Chordata; Testudines; Testudinidae. Gene Ontology annotation, cellular component: cytoplasm. Gene Ontology annotation, biological process: phosphatidylethanolamine biosynthetic process.